This is a messenger RNA of Trichechus manatus latirostris (Florida manatee), 1648 nucleotides long. RefSeq names its product NKG2-A/NKG2-B type II integral membrane protein-like. The transcript is spliced from 6 exons. The coding region runs from base 236 to 916 and encodes 226 amino acids. Gene Ontology annotation, molecular function: transmembrane signaling receptor activity. Gene Ontology annotation, biological process: stimulatory C-type lectin receptor signaling pathway; positive regulation of natural killer cell mediated cytotoxicity. Gene Ontology annotation, cellular component: external side of plasma membrane; plasma membrane. NCBI's taxonomy places the organism in Eukaryota, Metazoa, Chordata, Mammalia, Sirenia, Trichechidae. The record is from RefSeq and is a predicted model, not a curated record.
AAAAAUAUUUUAUCGAAAGCAGAAUGUCUUUAAAAAUUACUUAUUCUUCCCUGAGACAUUUGUGUAAGGCUCUAAGUCAAUUAGAACCAGAACUUUAGAUUCUCAGUGGCAAAGUGAGCACUGACACUUACCCUCCUCCCCACCUAGUUUGAUCUUGUCAUGUACACAGCACGUAUUUCCUUCUCAAGCCCAGUUUCUCACAGAGCACAGACCUUGACACCCCUCAGCUGCAGAGAUGAAUAAUCAAACAGUAACUUACUCAGAACUGAAUCUGGCCAAGAAGCCAAAAAGGCAGCAAAUCAAACCUAAGGAUGCUGAUAGCUCCUUUUCAGUCACUGAGCGGGAAAUAACUUACGUGGAAUUAAACUUUCAUAAUGCUUCUCAAGAUCUUCAAAAGAAGGACAAGACUUUCCACUGCAAAGGGAAGCUCAUUGCUGGGACCCUGGGACUCAUCUGCCUUGUCUUGACGGCCAGUGUAAUAACCAUGACAGUCACAGUUAUUACUACUUCUAUUGGAAUGAUGAACAAGAACAGAACUCAGAAAGCUAAUCAUUGUCACCGUUGUCCAGAGGACUGGCUCUCCUAUUCCAACCAUUGCUAUUAUAUUAGCAGUGAUAUAAAAAACUGGACUGAGAGUCGGAUGGCCUGUGUUUCUAAGAAAUCUAAUCUGUUUUAUAUAGAUAAUGAAGAAGAAAUGACGUUGAUGAAGAUUCUAUCAUCUUUUUCAUGGAUUGGACUCUAUCGUGAAAGCAGUCAUUAUUCCUGGUUCUGGAUAAAUGGCCCACCUUCCAGCCAAAUGAUAACAGAGCCAUCAAAUCCUAGAUACAACUGUGUAAUGGUAUUCAAAUCUAGACUUCAAUCAGCAAGUUGUGGAGAUGAAAAAAUAUACAUUUGUAAGCAUGAGAUUUUGAGUUAAAACACCUGAGCUUGGAGUCCUUCAGGUAUCUUUAUAUUUCAUGAAAUGGAAAUAAUAUCAUAAUUGUAAAAGUCUUAUAACAAAUUAGAUUAUUUGUUCAUCUGGAAGCUCCACAUUUGGAACCCUCCUGGAGUUUCCCCUAUGUACUUCUUCCCUUGUCUGAUUUUCAUCCGUACCCUUUGCUGUAAUAAAAUAUAACCAUGAGUAUAACAACUUUCUUGUGUUCUGUGAGUCUUUAUAUUGUUAACUAUGUUUACUUAUCUGUAUAACUUUGUAACAAAAUAAAAAUAUCUAAAUUCUGUAGUUUUAUAAGAAAUCAGAAUAUCUGGUUGUGUGAGUGCUCAAAUUUUUUAUUCUUUUGUGUAUGAUUGGCCAUUUACAUUUCAAUACAAUUUUUCAUACCAGCUUAAUGGUUUCCACAAUGAAAACUCUACUGGGGAUUGAACUUCUUGAAUGGUGGAGUGAAGACUUCUAUCAAUAUCCUUUAUAAAGAGAAGAAAACACUUUAUAAAGGGAAGAAAAUGUUCAGAUCCACUUUUUCAAGACUCCGGGAAUUAAACAAAGGCUUGAGACAAUACAGGGAGUAUUUCUUCAAGAGAAAAUGCUGAACCUCAGUUAGAAAGAUAGUGUCUGUGGCAUUUUAACUUGGCCUGCACCAAACAUCCUCUCCCCAGCUCCAUGGUAGCCAUGAAAACUAGGAGCUAUGCCACUACUGAAGAGGAAGACCAAGUC